GCUCUUCUUAAAAAGUCAACUAUAUCGUUGAAACUUUUUUCUUGUGUAACCAAACUCAAAUUAUAACAUAUCUAUAGAACAUUAGGAGGAUGAAAAUUACUACUCUCCACUACAAUGGAUACGCUACGAGUAAUAGUGGCCCUGCUUUGUCUGAUUUUAUAAAUAGGUCACUAAAUGAUGUCAUAGAGAACGAUGGAGAAGAAUAAGAUACAACUGAAUCAAGUGCUUCAGAAAAUAGCGACGUCGAGAUGGAAGUGUUUCAAGAUCCGCGUGAUCUAAGUAAAAGGAUUUUGAAGAAUAGUUUUCUUGCAGCAGGCCUGACGCAUACUCAAGGAAACACUUUCCUGAAAACUUUAAGAGCUGUUCCCUUUAAUUUACGCUACUUACCUAAGGAUACUCGAACACUGGUGAACACGCUAACAGCUGUUGCAAGCCGGUAUAUUCAGGAAAUUGCAGGUGGAGAAUAUCUCCACAUUGGAUUAAAAAAGUCAAUGAUAAAAAAACUGGAAAGUCUCCCGGAAAACAAAUUGCCAGAAGUGAUUAUAAUUGAUUUAAGUACAGACGGGUGUAAAGUAGAUAAAGGACCGGAUCAGUAUUGGCCUAUGCAAUAUAGAAUUUUCAAUAUACCAGAUAAAAGGGCCAUUAUUGUUGGUAUAUUUAAAGGCAAGACUAAGCCCUCAAAUCCGUUUGAUUUUUUCGAUCAAAUAGUUCAAGAGAUUGUCGAGAUACAAGAACAAGGUGGAAUUUUCAUAGCUAAUCGUCAAUUACCUUUACAAGUAAGAUGCUUUAUUGCUGAUGCACCUGCAAGAGCAUUUGCAUUAAAUCAUUACGGGCAUACAGCCUCAAAUGCCUGUUCUAAGUGUAGAGUAGAAGGACAUCGUUGUGAAGUUCAGGGCCAUGAAGGCGCAAUGAUUUUUUUAGGUAUUAGACACCCAUUAAGGACCGAUGAAGAUUACGAAAAUCUCCUAGACGAGGACCAUCAUAGAGGUAGAUCUCCUUUGGCUCCGAUAGUGCCAUUAGUUACACGAGUCCCAUUCGAGGCAAUGCACUCUGUCUGGAUAGGAAAUGCGAAGAAAGUUAUUUCAGCUCACGUGGAUGGAAAGUUCGGACACCGAAGAUUAAAUGGCAGAAAAAUCGGCAUUGUAAAUUCAGACAACUCUUACUCUACACUGCACCCACUGUUUUCAAAAAUAUUCUUUCGGAAGAUUAUUAUGAGCACUUCAUGAUACUCCAUUGCGUCAUGCGACUUCUAGUUUCAGAAGAAACAACACCAGAUUUACAUCCUUUCUGU
Belonocnema kinseyi is the source of this 1291-nucleotide messenger RNA. RefSeq lists its product as uncharacterized. The record is from RefSeq and is a predicted model, not a curated record. The coding region runs from base 249 to 1226 and encodes 325 amino acids. The transcript has a single exon. NCBI's taxonomy places the organism in Eukaryota, Metazoa, Arthropoda, Insecta, Hymenoptera, Cynipidae.